GCUUCAACUCCCAACAAUAGCCGCCCACAUUCGGCUCUGAGAAAACGAGCUGUUACUGAUAUAACCCCUUCGGGUAUCGGUCGAGACAACACAGCAUUGGACAUGUCGUCUGCAAACUUCAGAGCCGUCUUCCCGCCCUCACAAAAGCGGCAUCGGGCUGCGGGCCCUGGAUACAGUGUAGGUCGUCUCGAGCCUUGGAUGACAUGGAGCUAACCCGGACAGGGUCUUUUAAAAGACUCGUUUACCCUCCCAACUCUGAUGCUACUCGGCGGUCUUGGCCAGGGCCUGCUGUCGCUCAUCCUCCCUGCGCGCUAUGCGCUGCUACCGCUGCUCUUCCUGCUCCUGCGCGCAGUGGUUCUCACCGCUCUGGACCUCUCCUCCCCGACAGACCACUUCUCCAAAAGCAGAGCGUGAUCCCCGGGCGGACCUCAGCGCAGCUCCCCUCCACCAGCUAUGACCCCCUCGCCUCCUCCGAAAGGGCAUCAUCGUCGUCAUCACCAUCCCCAUUCGGGUCAAAGCCAGCCUCAAAGGGAGUCGUCGUCUUCCACCUCGGCAUCCGCUUCAACCACCCCCUCGGACCCCUCUCACCAAGCGCCAAGGAGGUUGCCGACCAGUUCCAGGCCUGCCACGGGGACCUCUUGAAGCGGGCGAGGGAGUACGGCUGUCUCGGGGCGACGACGUGGCACGGCGACGAGGCGGCCCGCAACAACACCCUGCUAAUCAUCUACUACUUCCGCGACGUGGACGGGUUGAACCGCUUCGCGCACGACGGCAUCCACCGGCACACGUGGGGCUGGUUCAACCGGACCGUUCUCCAGAAGCGCGGGCACAAGCACAUUGGCAUCUUUCAUGAGGCGUUUUGCGCGCCGGCGGUGUCGAGAAUGAGGCCACGGGGGAGGAGGAGUGGGUGCGUACCGUGGUUGAUGCGUCGAGUCCCGUGUGGCGGAGCCAGAUGUCGCGGAUGGGGAAGGAUGAACGCGAAGGGGCCACUUAGUUAGGUAUCAGGUAGCCAAACGGUUGAAUAACGAGAGCCAGGUCACACAUAUCGAAGGAUAAACAUGUUCGCUAUAACUAACGAUCAAUGGUAUCAGAAGUAGAUCAAAGGUAUCAUGAAAAUAGCUCCACGG
Parathielavia appendiculata is the source of this 1127-nucleotide messenger RNA. RefSeq lists its product as uncharacterized. NCBI's taxonomy places the organism in Eukaryota, Fungi, Ascomycota, Sordariomycetes, Sordariales, Chaetomiaceae. The transcript has 2 exons. Bases 204 to 998 code for a protein of 264 amino acids. The record is from RefSeq and is a predicted model, not a curated record.